UGUUAUUCGCUUGUUCUUGAACAAUACAUGCUACGCGAAUCUAGAUUUUUUCUAAGGGAGUUGUAGUAUCGGACCGCAUUAGAGAUUGGGAGUUGUCGCUUUUAGUAAUGGGGCAGCAUGUGUUUGAUUUGAGGUCGAUAUCUGCGUCGAAGACAGUGUGUUCGCUGGUGAGGACUUGCUCAAAUAUAUUUCCGGGGCACCUGGGUGGUGUUAAAAUCACUCGACAGUUAUAUUCUUUCGGAGGUGUUUUUCUGAAGGCUUCUUAUUCAAACGCAAGAACUUCAAACCAAGCUAUUGAUUCAGUUGGCCAAGACAAAUUUGCAGUAGUAAAUGGUUCAUCUCAGAUCUUCAGAGCAAAUGGGAUGAGCUCAAUUCCUUUUUCCAGAGAAACAAGUGUACUUGAUGCCUUUCAAGAUGAGUACGGGGGGAUUGUUGUUAAUCCACAAAGAUUACCAUCUAAUCCUCAUGCAUUUGCUUCUAUCCUUCAGUCUUCUCUUUCUCGUUGGAAACAAGAGGGAAAGAAGGGGGUUUGGCUUAAGUUACCUCUGGAACAGUCUGAGCUUGUUCCAAUUGCAGUGAAGCAAGGUUUCCAAUACCACCAUGCUGAGCAAGAAUACAUAAUGUUGACAUACUGGAUUCCUGAAGGACCUUGCUUGCUUCCUGCUAAUGCUUCGCAUCAGGUGGGAGUUGGGGGAUUUGCUAUCAAUGACAAAAAUGAGGUCCUUGUUGUCCAAGAGAAGCAUUGUGCCCCAGAAUUUGUUGGUUUUUGGAAAUUACCAACAGGUUUCAUUCUUGAGUCAGAGGAGAUUUUUACUGGAGCUGUAAGAGAAGUCAAGGAGGAAACCGGUAUUGAUACGGAAUUUGUGGAAGUGAUAGCUUUUAGGUAAGGUGUCCCCUAUAAUUGUUUGU
Molecule: messenger RNA, 909 nt
Organism: Telopea speciosissima
Lineage: Eukaryota; Viridiplantae; Streptophyta; Magnoliopsida; Proteales; Proteaceae
Product: nudix hydrolase 8-like
Exons: 7
Coding region: 108-887 (259 amino acids)
Molecular function (GO): ADP-ribose diphosphatase activity; NADH pyrophosphatase activity; NAD binding
Source: RefSeq, a predicted model, not a curated record